AUGCUUCUGCCAACCCAAUCGCGACUCAUCUCGUCCCUACGAUUACUGAAACAAAAGUGGCGCAGUCAUGCAGGAGCAACCGAUCCUACACGUGGGGAAGAGCCCUUGCUUUCUCGUUUGAGAGACGUUAUCCACCAUACCUGGUAUUUGGGAUUUACGUCUUUUGGAGGACCACCGGUUCAUUUCCAGAUAUUCCAUGCUCGGUUUGUGGAAAAGGAGAAGUGGGUUGAUGAUCAGACAUAUCAAGAGCUCUUCGCCAUAUGCCAGGGCCUUCCAGGCCCGGCGUCAACAAAGAUGUUGUUCUGUCUAGCGUUGCUACACGCAGGAUUUGUCCCUGCUUUGCUUGUAUUUUUUCUCUGGUGUCUCCCCGGCGCAAUCGGCAUGUAUGCCCUCUCUCUCGGCGUGCAACGGAUUGAGGAAACACUUCCUGCACCAGUCUACGCUCUUCUUUCCGGGUUGAACGCCUCCACAUGCGCUUUGGUAUUUUCCUGUUUUAAUGGUCGCUGGCGGAGUUUCCACUGCACUAUGGGAUGGGAGGGUAUGUCAGCGGAUUCUGAGGGCGAAGAAAGCAUGGAGAGAUAG
Molecule: messenger RNA, 582 nt
Organism: Aspergillus melleus
Lineage: Eukaryota; Fungi; Ascomycota; Eurotiomycetes; Eurotiales; Aspergillaceae
Product: putative chromate ion transporter
Exons: 4
Coding region: 1-582 (193 amino acids)
Biological process (GO): chromate transport
Molecular function (GO): chromate transmembrane transporter activity
Source: RefSeq, a predicted model, not a curated record